Mugil cephalus (flathead mullet) is the source of this 782-nucleotide messenger RNA. It is a transcript of the gene lim2.3, whose product is annotated as lens intrinsic membrane protein 2.3. Gene Ontology annotation, cellular component: plasma membrane. The transcript is spliced from 5 exons. NCBI's taxonomy places the organism in Eukaryota, Metazoa, Chordata, Actinopteri, Mugiliformes, Mugilidae. The record is from RefSeq and is a predicted model, not a curated record. The coding region runs from base 158 to 679 and encodes 173 amino acids. Gene Ontology annotation, molecular function: structural constituent of eye lens.
GCCGGCCCGUUUGUUGGACUGGUUUCCUACGCGCAAACAAAACUUUCCUGCCAUCCUGCGCAAGAUUGGCCUCCUCUGUGCUUUGACCACCACGAAAUAUUGGAAUCUCAGACUUUUAGUUUCUUCUUUCUGUUGGGGAAAAAAAAAAGAUAAAAGGAUGUACAGCUUCAUGGGAGGUGGGUUGUUCUGUGCCGGAAUUGGGAACAUACUCCUCAUUGUCUCCACGGCAACUGACUACUGGAUGCAGUAUCGUCACUCCAGCAAUUACAUGCACCAGGGCCUGUGGCGGUACUGUCUGCCGGGGAAAUGCAUGACACACACAGACAGCAUCGCGUACUGGGAUGCCACCCGGGCCUUCAUGAUUCUUUCCCUGCUGGCUUGUUUCUUUGGCAUCGUGAUCGGCGUCAUGGCCUUCAUCCACUACUCAUCCUUUGACGGGUUUGACAAGACAUUUGCAGCCGGCAUCCUCUUCUUCAUCUCAUGCUUCUUUGUGUUGCUGGCCAUGGCUGUGUACACAGGAGUGACAGUGAACUACUACGGUAAACGCUAUGGCAGCUGGCGAUUCUCCUGGUCCUAUAUAAUGGGCUGGGUGGCAGUGGUGCUCACAUUCUUCUCAGGUAUCUUCUACAUGUGUGCCUACCGGAUGCACGAAUGCCCAAGGAACUCUAACUCGCGCUGACCUGCAGAACACUCAGAACACGAAAGAGGAUCCAACACCCCCAUGAACGACUUCCUGUUAACCUAAACAUUCAUGAAUCAGCAAAAUAAAUGAACGAAACAUC